AUGGCAACGAGCGACCCUGCCGUGACCUCUGCCCUCGGUGGCAGUGCCGACCGACGCUCCCCUCCCGCUGCGUCCCAAUCGAAGCGUGACCGUAAGAGACAGGCCCUUAUGGACCGCCUCAGCGUCAUGAGCGACAGGUUCCAGCGCGACCAGGAUCCGACGUACCGCGACCAACUACAAAAAGUACAAUUCGAGCUCAGCCUCAUGCAGCGUUUUGACCCGUAUGGGGAAAACCCGCUUGACACAGCCGAGGACCUGCGCAAGGAGCACAAACGAGUUCUCGGCCCCAUGCCCAACUCGGACAAUGCACGAAGCAUGAUUGAUAUGGCUGGCAUACGUUUUCCCGAAUAUAUGGACGAGAUUGAGGAUCUCAUAGAGCUUCGCGACUUCAAACUGACCCAGUCCAAGGAUGAGUACGACCGCAAAGUUCAAGAGUACAAAAAUACCCAUGCCUACAAGGUCGAAACUGCGAAGCGCGAGUACCGGGCACUGACAAAAACACUUCGCGAUCGGAUCGUCAACACUCUCACGCAGAAGAAGAACAGGCUCAACCGCGAAAAGGAGGUGCUUGAGAUAAAUGACUCUAAUGCCCUACUCCUCAACCCCAGCCAGUUCAGCCUAACGAACCCCGGCUCCCCCGGCGGCGCUCACGGCAAGCGAGCAACCCGCCUGCGCAAGGACGCGGACGACCUCACGCUGUUCUCUGACGCAAAGAAGCGCAAGCGGAACCACGACGAGGACGCUGCAACGCCCGCCCGUCGUGGCGUGGACCCCAGCAGCACCACGCCGCUGUGGCACUCGGAAAAGGCGCGCGCCUUGGCGAAGCAAAACGGCCCAGCGUACAGUAUCGACAAGCUCUUCACGGACAAGGAGCUUUCCAUGCAGUACAACACGGCGGCCCUCGCCGCCCACCAGUACGUUUUGCGCAACCGCGCCAACGGCAACGCCUCGCUGCCCGAUAUGGACGACAGCGACUCCGACCACGCCAAUGGUGACGACGACGACGACUCUACGCCGUCGGCCGCGCCCGCCAUGGAGCGCAACGUCUCCCACGCGACUAGAAGCACGCGUGGCGCGGGCGCCGCCGCCACGGCCGCUGCUGCCGCUGCCUCUGCCGCCCAAAACUUCCUCGACGAUAAGAUCCUCGGCAUCGAAGGCGUCGCCAACUUUGAGCUACCGGGCAACCUGGAGCUGAUCCACGCGCAGGAGCCGCCCAAGAUGCCCCCGCCGGUGCCGCAACAGUAUCUAAAGCCGUACCCGCGCUCGGCGGACCAGAACUUUCCCGUGCCGCUCUCGCAGGACGACGUCGCCUCGGACUUGACCGUCCUCGGCUUCUUCAAGCAGUACGACCAGGCGCAGCGCCGCUCCGGCGCGCACCUCGACACGCCCACCGGCAUGCGGAGGGUCCUCGAGGCCGUCGCCGUGCCUUACCACCGCGGCAAGUACGUGGCCUUCACCGCCGCGCCGCGCGAUGACCCCGAGGCUGUUAGCGAGACUCUCGGGCUCGUCAGCAGCGUGCGCGACCAGCCCAGUCCCCCAGCGGCGCCGUCGGGCGCGGCCGCGUUCUCAUCGGCCGCGGCUUCGGUCCCCAUGAGCAGGCAGAGCAGCGGCGGCACCACUGCCAUGAGCCGCCAGGCCACCGGGGGAAGCGGUCGAACAAAGGGUCGACGCGGUUAA
Messenger RNA from Cordyceps fumosorosea ARSEF 2679, 1677 nucleotides. Its product is annotated as Sds3-like protein. Gene Ontology annotation, molecular function: histone deacetylase binding. Gene Ontology annotation, biological process: negative regulation of transcription by RNA polymerase II. The transcript has 2 exons. Lineage: Eukaryota; Fungi; Ascomycota; Sordariomycetes; Hypocreales; Cordycipitaceae. Gene Ontology annotation, cellular component: Sin3-type complex. The record is from RefSeq and is a predicted model, not a curated record. Bases 1 to 1677 code for a protein of 558 amino acids.